Messenger RNA from Tigriopus californicus, 2674 nucleotides. RefSeq lists its product as uncharacterized. Bases 954 to 2084 code for a protein of 376 amino acids. NCBI's taxonomy places the organism in Eukaryota, Metazoa, Arthropoda, Copepoda, Harpacticoida, Harpacticidae. The transcript is spliced from 2 exons. The record is from RefSeq and is a predicted model, not a curated record.
GCUGUAUCUCUUUUUUAAUAUAAAGAUCGAAUGCAUAAUAGUGGAGGCAAAACAAACACUUGAGUUUGAGUGUCACACUUCUUUCGCAUGGGUAAAUCUGAAAGACUAACGUAUGAUCCGCGCUGGCCAGAAAAGGCAUUUUUCAGCAAGAUGGCCCGCUUGUCCUUGUUACAAAAAAAGAAGAGGAGUUCACCGAGCUUACCGAGAGUCAUCGAAUAUGCAAGAGCUCUGCUCGUUCCAAUUGUUCGACUGUUUACCCUGAGCGACUAAACGACAAAGAGACUCAAUUACGCCGAGGAGUUCGAGCGAAUCACACCUUCAGCAUGCUUCGAAUGUAUGGAGAUUGCUAUCCACCCGUGGUAACCACCCGAACCUUUCCCAAUGGGACCUAUUGGGCGGGCCCGGGAUUUGAUUUCAUGCAAGGAUUGACCCAUUGGUUCCCAAAUGUAACCGUGGUUUCGGAUUACCAACCCAACUACACCACCAGUUUGGCCGGUUUGGCUUGUCUCAAGGAUGAUUACGCGGAUAUCAUUCCGGAGUACUAUAGAGGAUGGGAGGAGUGAAUGUGGCCAUAGAUUUGGGAGAAGGUACAGUACAUUGGUUGAAACUGUCAUCUAGGGAAAAGAAACUUUCAGUGGGAUAAAGGUCGAUCGAUGGGAAAGAAGUUGGAAUGUGCCGAGAUCUCAAUUCAAAGAGCGCUUGAGAUACUCCGUUUUUCAGGGCAGACUGAGCGAAAACUGUUCUGACGAGUGCUGAAUGUGGAUUUUCUCUAAAUGACUUGUGAAAUGCAAGGAAGCAAUCAUCCAUGAACUGACUAAUAUCGUUAUGCGUAAUGAGACAACAGUUCAAUAUCUAAUUAACUUGGGGUAAUCGACGAGGACACGGAGGUGAUCGAUGCUUUACUUGAAAAAGGCACAUUUUGAGCGACAUUUUUUUCAGUCCCACCCUGUAUCAUGUCACUCUCUAUGUGUUCCAUCAAUUCAUACUUUUAUGAACAGAUUGACUUUCGAGAGACCUAUUUCGAGCUUUAUUCGCCAACUCAUUUGACUCUUUUUAGCAUGAACUGGGAUCGCUUUCAAAGUGUGGAUUUUUCUCAUCCAUUUACGUUUGACAGUGUGCACAUAAUCACCUCAAAACAUCUGAAAAUAUCUGGAGACCUCCUGGCUCAUGCAUUUGAUAGGACGUCGUGGGCGUUGUUCGGUUCCACCUUCGUUUUCCUCAUGUUUUUCCUGGUUUUAUCUCAACGUCGCAAUACCAUCAAUCGGAUCCUUCAAGACGUAUUCGAAGGACUUGGGAACACUCUAGGCCAAGGAAUAACUUCGGCUGAGCAAUGUCCGGCCCAGCAUGCCACCGUGUGUCUUCUGAGCAUCUUCAUAUUGUCCAACACCAUCUUUGGAUUGAUGUUCAGCUCGGUGAUUAUGAGCCAACUUUCGGCUCGCUUACCUGGAAAGCGUUUGGACACUUGGAAAGACCUUCAGCAUUCCGCGUCCCAGGUUCUCAUUCGAGAGAACUCGUUCGUGCAUGAGAAUCUUUUUCAAGAGCCCUACAACCUUUCUCCUGAGCAAACACUAUUAUUUGCCGAUACGGCCAUUGUCGAGGAAGGGAUCCUGGAUAAGGUACAAACGGAGAACAACCCUCUCAACGUGUUGGUCGAGGGCGAUAUGACGUUUUUCUCCAAGUACUUGCCUCCGUCCAAUUAUUCCCGAGAGGAUUUCCAGUUCUCCAUUCAUCCACUCUUCGUGUCUCCUAAAUCAUUGCCGAUUCGGAAAGGCUUUCCACAAUUCAAACUCGUCACACGAUCUAUAAUGUUGUGGGACCAAUUUGGACUGCUCGGUCGAGAGUCAGAUUCGAGUAAGGAGGGAUAUUUCUAUCCCGAGCCUUAUUUAACGAGCUGUGACUUGCCACCUGAAAUACCAAAGCGUCGUCAUGGCCAAGGCCCCUCCUCAACCGCGGCCUUGUCUUUGGAACACUUCUCUGGGAUGUUCUAUCUCUAUUUCUGGGGGAUGCUAACUGCCAUUGGUGUAUUUAUAACUGAACUUCUAGGUGAGAGGUAUGCCGUUAUGGCAUCAUUUCCGAGGCUAUGAAUAUGAAUGAACACCACCGGGAUCUCUCUCCUUGGCUUGUCUUGAAGUAGUAAAAGACAAAGUACAAGGAAAUUCCUCGAGGGACUGUCUCGAUAAAAGUGAGGCGAUGUUCCACUUUUCUGAUAUUCCUGGCCUCUAUUUGAAAUUUGUGAAUCGAUAAGUGUCACGUUCUCUCAAUAUGUACUUUGGCCUUGCUCUCUGGGCUCGUCCGUGGAAGACAUUCUUUCCCUGACAAUACUCUAGUUGAAUUUGGAUGGUAAUCGGAAUCCCUGUGCGUUAUCCAAUAUCCGAUUGCUUCAAGUUCCAAAGGCUGCAUUGGAGGCUACGUGAGGAAGUCAAUGACACCCAAUCCGAGAGAGCUCUCUGGAAUGGCAAGUACUACGUGUGGUCUUCGUUUCUGGCCUUUUUGAGGUUCGAGGCUCAGACGGAGAAGUUCGACUUUUCAAUCUACACUAUAUUUUAUCAUAACGUGUUGGUCUCGUGCAAAUCUUAUCCGAAAACAUCAAACAACCAAAUUGAGCUUCUCUGUAACAGUUCACUCCAAAUCGGUUCUUAUCAUGCGAAAGGCCAAAAUAAAUCUUCGCCCUAAC